Messenger RNA from Hypomesus transpacificus, 6798 nucleotides. RefSeq lists its product as uncharacterized. NCBI's taxonomy places the organism in Eukaryota, Metazoa, Chordata, Actinopteri, Osmeriformes, Osmeridae. Gene Ontology annotation, biological process: neutrophil migration. The record is from RefSeq and is a predicted model, not a curated record. The transcript is spliced from 18 exons. The coding region runs from base 1 to 6417 and encodes 2138 amino acids. Gene Ontology annotation, cellular component: cell surface; apical plasma membrane.
AUGUUCCUGGGGGGGAACAGCACCCAGAUGCCAGACACGUGUGUGGAAAAGUACAUGUGUGGGACCCACGCCCCUUUGUGGCUCACUGCUCCUCACCCCCAGCUGGGAGACAGGGUGGUGGAGCGCGUUCCUUCCACCACCACCACCCCUCCUUCCACCACCACCACCCCUCCUUCCACCACCACCCUGGUACCCACCACCCCCUCAUCAGCAGAGGGGGACUUACGUCUGGCUGGGGGGAACACUUCCUGCUCCGGCAGAGUGGAGAUCUACCACCAGGACCAGUGGGGGACGGUGUGUGAUGACGGCUGGGACCUGCAGGAUGCCCAGGUGGUGUGUAGACAGCUGGGCUGUGGCCGCGCCCUGUCUGCUCCGAUGUAUGCUAGCUUCGGCCAGGGCAGCGGGCCCAUCUGGCUGGACGAUGUCAGGUGUUCGGGGUCAGAGUCCUCCCUGGCAGAGUGCAGCCACCUGCCCUUCGGCUUACACAACUGUGGACACCAUGAAGAUGCCGGGGUCGUCUGUGAAGCUGUCGACCCUCUGAGAUUGAUCAACGGUUACCCUGACAACCCUGCCUGCUCCGGCAGAGUGGAGAUCUACCACCAGGACCAGUGGGGGACGGUGUGUGAUGACGGCUGGGACCUGCAGGAUGCCCAGGUGGUGUGUAGUCAGCUGGGCUGUGGCCGCGCCCUGUCUGCUCCAUCAUAUGGCUAUUUCGGCCAGGGCAGCGGGCCUAUCUGGCUGGACGACGUCAGGUGUUCGGGGUCAGAGUCCUCCCUGGCAAACUGCAGCCACCUGCCCUUCGGCUCACACAACUGUGUACACGGUGAAGAUGCCGGGGUCGUCUGUGAGGUUGGUCAAGGAAACUCCACCACCAAAACCACCCCUCCUUCCACCACCACCACCCUUCCCUCCACCACCACCACCCUUCUCUCCACCACCACCACCCUUCCCUCCACCACUCCCUCUCCUGUGGUGUUCCUGUGUGGGGGCACACCUUGCCCAGCAGGCCAGGACUGUAUCAGUGUCAACGGUACUCUUCGCUGUGCUGACCCCUGUAGCCAGUACUCAGUUCUGGACGAUGCCUGGCGUUCAACGGACUUCAGAAACGAUGGUAACCUGCACUGUGACCAGCAUAUCAGUUGGCAGGGAUGGUAUCGCUUGUUCCUGGGGGGGAACAGCACCCAGAUGCCAGAGACGUGUGUGGAAGAGAACAUGUGUGGGACCCACGCUGCUUUGUGGAUGACCACCCCUCACCCCCAGCUGAGAGACGGCGUGGUGGAACGGGGAACCUGUGGGAAAUGGUCCUGGGGCGCUGGCAACGGCAACUGCUGUGCAUUUAGGUCAAACCCCAUCCAUGUCAAAGCCUGUCCUGGCAACUACUACGUCUACAAGUUUGUCACACCAAAUAAUUGUUGGUUGGCUUAUUGUGCAGUUGGUCAAGGAAACUCCACCACCACAACCACCCCUCCUUCCACCACCACCACCACCACCCUUCCCUCCACCACCACCACCCUUCUCUCCACCACCACCACCCUUCCCUCCACCACUCCCUCUCCUGUGGUGUUCCUGUGUGGGGGCACACCUUGCCCAGCAGGCCAGGACUGUAUCAGUGUCAACGGUACUCUUCGCUGUGCUGACCCCUGUAGCCAGUACUCAGUUCUGGACGAUGCCUGGCGUUCAACGGACUUCAGAAACGAUGGUAACCUGCACUGUGACCAGCAUAUCAGUUGGCAGGGAUGGUAUCGCUUGUUCCUGGGGGGGAACAGCACCCAGAUGCCAGAGACGUGUGUGGAAGAGAACAUGUGUGGGACCCACGCUGCUUUGUGGAUGACCACCCCUCACCCCCAGCUGAGAGACGGCGUGGUGGAACGGGGAACCUGUGGGAAAUGGUCCUGGGGCGCUGGCAACGGCAACUGCUGUGCAUUUAGGUCAAACCCCAUCCAUGUCAAAGCCUGUCCUGGCAACUACUACGUCUACAAGUUUGUCACACCAAAUAAUUGUUGGUUGGCUUAUUGUGCAGUUGGUCAAGGAAACUCCACUACCACAACCACCCCUCCUUCCACCACCACCACCCUUCCCUCCACCACCACCACCCUUCUCUCCACCACCACCACCCUUCCCUCCACCACUCCCUCUCCUGUGGUGUUCCUGUGUGGGGGCACACCUUGCCCAGCAGGCCAGGACUGUAUCAGUGUCAACGGUACUCUUCGCUGUGCUGACCCCUGUAGCCAGUACUCAGUUCUGGACGAUGCCUGGCGUUCAACGGACUUCAGAAACGAUGGUAACCUGCACUGUGACCAGCAUAUCAGUUGGCAGGGAUGGUAUCGCUUGUUCCUGGGGGGGAACAGCACCCAGAUGCCAGAGACGUGUGUGGAAGAGAACAUGUGUGGGACCCACGCUGCUUUGUGGAUGACCACCCCUCACCCCCAGCUGAGAGACGGCGUGGUGGAACGGGGAACCUGUGGGAAAUGGUCCUGGGGCGCCGGCAACGGCAACUGCUGUGCAUUUAGGUCAAACCCCAUCCAUGUCAAAGCCUGUCCUGGCAACUACUACGUCUACAAGUUUGUCACACCAAAUAAUUGUUGGUUGGCUUAUUGUGCAGUUGGUCAAGGAAACUCCACCACCACAACCACCCCUCCUUCCACCACCACCACCCUUCCCUCCACCACCACCACCCUUCUCUCCACCACCACCACCCUUCCCUCCACCACUCCCUCUCCUGUGGUGUUCCUGUGUGGGGGCACACCUUGCCCAGCAGGCCAGGACUGUAUCAGUGUCAACGGUACUCUUCGCUGUGCUGACCCCUGUAGCCAGUACUCAGUUCUGGACGAUGCCUGGCGUUCAACGGACUUCAGAAACGAUGGUAACCUGCACUGUGACCAGCAUAUCAGUUGGCAGGGAUGGUAUCGCUUGUUCCUGGGGGGGAACAGCACCCAGAUGCCAGAGACGUGUGUAGAAGAGAACAUGUGUGGGACCCACGCUGCUUUGUGGAUGACCACCCCUCACCCCCAGCUGAGAGACGGCGUGGUGGAACGGGGAACCUGUGGGAAAUGGUCCUGGGGCGCCGGCAACGGCAACUGCUGUGCAUUUAGGUCAAACCCCAUCCAUGUCAAAGCCUGUCCUGGCAACUACUACGUCUACAAGUUUGUCACACCAGUUGGUUGUUACUUGGCUUAUUGUGCAGUUGGUCAAGGAAACUCCACCACCACAACCACCCCUCCUUCCACCACCACCACCCUUCCCUCCACCACCACCACCCUUCUCUCCACCACCACCACCCUUCCCUCCACCACUCCCUCACCUGUGGUGUUCCUGUGUGGGGGCACACCUUGCCCAGCAGGCCAGGACUGUAUCAGUGUCAACGGUACUCUUCGCUGUGCUGACCCCUGUAGCCAGUACUCAGUUCUGGACGAUGCCUGGCGUUCAACGGACUUCAGAAACGAUGGUAACCUGCACUGUGACCAGCAUAUCAGUUGGCAGGGAUGGUAUCGCUUGUUCCUGGGGGGGAACAGCACCCAGAUGCCAGAGACGUGUGUGGAAGAGAACAUGUGUGGGACCCACGCUGCUUUGUGGAUGACCACCCCUCACCCCCAGCUGAGAGACGGCGUGGUGGAACGGGGAACCUGUGGGAAAUGGUCCUGGGGCGCUGGCAACGGCAACUGCUGUGCAUUUAGGUCAAACCCCAUCCAUGUCAAAGCCUGUCCUGGCAACUACUACGUCUACAAGUUUGUCACACCAAAUAAUUGUUGGUUGGCUUAUUGUGCAGUUGGUCAAGGAAACUCCACCACCACAACCACCCCUCCUUCCACUACCACCAUCACCCUUCCCUCCACCACCACCACCCUUCCCUCCACCACUCCCCCUCCUGUGGUGUUCCUGUGUGGGGGCACACCUUGCCCAGCAGGCCAGGACUGUAUCAGUGUCAACGGUACUCUUCGCUGUGCUGACCCCUGUAGCCAGUACUCAGUUCUGGACGAUGCCUGGCGUUCAACGGACUUCAGAAACAAUGGUAACCUGCACUGUGACCAGCAUAUCAAUUGGCAGGGAUGGUAUCGCUUGUUCCUGGGGGGGAACAGCACCCAGAUGCCCGAGACGUGUGUGGAAGAGAACAUGUGUGGGACCCACGCUGCUUUGUGGAUGACCACCCCUCACCCCCAGCUGAGAGACGGCGUGGUGGAACGGGGAACCUGUGGGAAAUGGUCCUGGGGCGCUGGCAACGGCAACUGCUGUGCAUUUAGGUCAAACCCCAUCCAUGUCAAAGCCUGUCCUGGCAACUACUACGUCUACAAGUUUGUCACACCAGUUGGUUGUUACUUGGCUUAUUGUGCAGUUGGUCAAGGAAACUCCACCACCACAACCACCCCUCCUUCCACCACCACCACCCUUCCCUCCACCACCACCACCCUUCUCUCCACCACCACCACCCUUCCCUCCACCACUCCCUCUCCUGUGGUGUUCCUGUGUGGGGGCACACCUUGCCCAGCAGGCCAGGACUGUAUCAGUGUCAACGGUACUCUUCGCUGUGCUGACCCCUGUAGCCAGUACUCAGUUCUGGACGAUGCCUGGCGUUCAACGGACUUCAGAAACGAUGGUAACCUGCACUGUGACCAGCAUAUCAGUUGGCAGGGAUGGUAUCGCUUGUUCCUGGGGGGGAACAGCACCCAGAUGCCAGAGACGUGUGUGGAAGAGAACAUGUGUGGGACCCACGCUGCUUUGUGGAUGACCACCCCUCACCCCCAGCUGAGAGACGGCGUGGUGGAACGGGGAACCUGUGGGAAAUGGUCCUGGGGCGCUGGCAACGGCAACUGCUGUGCAUUUAGGUCAAACCCCAUCCAUGUCAAAGCCUGUCCUGGCAACUACUACGUCUACAAGUUUGUCACACCAAAUAAUUGUUGGUUGGCUUAUUGUGCAGUUGGUCAAGGAAACUCCACCACCACAACCACCCCUCCUUCCACCACCACCACCCUUCCCUCCACCACCACCACCCUUCUCUCCACCACCACCACCCUUCCCUCCACCACUCCCUCUCCUGUGGUGUUCCUGUGUGGGGGCACACCUUGCCCAGCAGGCCAGGACUGUAUCAGUGUCAACGGUACUCUUCGCUGUGCUGACCCCUGUAGCCAGUACUCAGUUCUGGACGAUGCCUGGCGUUCAACGGACUUCAGAAACGAUGGUAACCUGCACUGUGACCAGCAUAUCAGUUGGCAGGGAUGGUAUCGCUUGUUCCUGGGGGGGAACAGCACCCAGAUGCCAGAGACGUGUGUGGAAGAGAACAUGUGUGGGACCCACGCUGCUUUGUGGAUGACCACCCCUCACCCCCAGCUGAGAGACGGCGUGGUGGAACGGGGAACCUGUGGGAAAUGGUCCUGGGGCGCUGGCAACGGCAACUGCUGUGCAUUUAGGUCAAACCCCAUCCAUGUCAAAGCCUGUCCUGGCAACUACUACGUCUACAAGUUUGUCCAACCAGUCGGUUGUUACUUGGCUUAUUGUGCAGUUGGUUGGGGGAACUCCACCACCACCACCACCCUUCCUCCAACCACUACUGCCACCUCCAGACCAACAACUACAACCAUCACCAUCACCCCAGAGCUGGUGUGUGGGAGGAGCUACCUUGACGUGGGUCUCCUCAAGUCUCAGCUAGCGGCCAAACAUAUGGACUCCUCCUCUGCUCACCUGGCCGACCCCCGCUGCUCCUCCCAGGAGCGUAACGGGACAGUGUGGUUCCAGGUGGAGCGCAGGGAGGGCAGCUGUGGAACCACUCUGACCACCAACGGCAGCCACGCCAUCUACUCCAACAGUCUGUUUGUCUACCCGUUCAGUGAAAACUUGGUUCAACCCCUGAGGAUCCCUUUCUCCUGCUCCUAUCCUCUGGAGACAGAAGCCAGCCUGGAUGUGGCCAUCAAACCAUACCUGGAACUUGAAGGUGCGGUGAAAGAUGAGGGUGCCAAGGCCAGGACUUCCAUGUCUCUGUUCCGUGAUGCCAACUACACAGCUCCUUACCCAGCAGGCCGUGUCACUCUGCCCCUGGGCUCUGCCCUGCAUGUGGGCGUGUCGGUUGAAGAGACGGACGCUGGCAUCUUUGUGGUCGUUUUGGAGGACUGCUACACCACCCACUCCCCUGAUCCCGAUGACCUCCUGAAACACUUCCUCAUCCAGCACAGGUGUUCUACCAACCGUCACCAGGUGACCGUGGACGAGAAUGGCUUGUCCCUCCAGGCUCGCUUCUCUGCGCUGCUGUUCCUGUUCCAGGGGGACUACAGGGAUGUCUACCUGCACUGCAGCCUCAACCUGUGUGAUCAGAGGAACUCCUCCUGCUCUCCUAUGUGUUCAAGAAGGUUUGUCCGCUCUGUCGACGAACUCGUACCCCUCAAACCAGUCUCAGUCGGACCAAUCACCUGGGGCCAGAGUCUGGAGUGAGCUGAUGAAGUCACACCUCCCUCAGAACGGCUUCAUGACCAUCCCUAUGGCAACCAGCUCAGGCUCUCUCAUGUCUCCUGUCUUUUGAAAUGUGUUAACCCUAGAAAUUAGGACAGAAAACCCUGCAUAUAAAUAACUAUAAGCUUUAAAUUGUGGGUUACUGUUUAUUUUUUUAUUUUUUUAUGAUGAUAUACAUUUAUUUUUAUGAAAUUAUACUUUUCAUACAAGGGAAUAGUGGGAACAUUGUUGAUAAGUAUUGCCUACUAAAUAAACAUACUACUUUUCCUUUAACUUCAUCACUUAUCUGGACCAAAAUCUGGUAUUUAUGUGUAAUAAUCAAGGCUUGAUGAAAUCUGACACUAAUAAAGAAGUAAAAAUUGC